This is a messenger RNA of Penaeus vannamei (Pacific white shrimp), 684 nucleotides long. The record is from RefSeq and is a predicted model, not a curated record. Lineage: Eukaryota; Metazoa; Arthropoda; Malacostraca; Decapoda; Penaeidae.
AUGGCUAAAAGAAAACUAUAUCAAGGACGUUCACAUAUGAUUAGUAUUAUAGAGGAAAACCUUGUAGACAGAAAUAUAAUUGUAGAACGUGCAAGAGAAUUUUACCAGCAGUUGUACUCCUCUGACGAACCACAACAACAGAUUGAGGAAGGAACAACGGAAAGAUGUUCAUUCCCUGCAAUUACACAACGGGAGGUAGAACAUGCUAUCAAUCAGUCGAAGAAAGGCAAGGCCCCAGGUCCAGACAACAUCACUAUGGACCUUCUGAAAGACGCUGACACCCUAGUCUUUAAGAAAUUGGUAAAACCUUUCAACAUAUGUGUAAAACAAAUGCUUACCAACAGAGUAACGAAAACUCUAGAUGAAAACCAACUAAUAGAAAAAAGUGAUGAACAUAAGAUACCUUUGGCUAUGGCUUUUGUCGAUUACCAGAAAGCCUUUGAUUCUGUAGAUAUGCACAGAGUACUUGAAUCUAUUAAGAACCAAGAAAGACAGGAGACACCAUCUUCUCCCAAGUUGUUUAUAGAUUGUUUCGAAGUAGUCUUUCAAAACCUUGACUGGGAGACAAAGGGAAUUAAAAUUGAUGGAGAAUAUUUAAGCCACCUCAGAUUCGCAGAUGAGAUUGUACUUGUAGCAAACAAUCUGCAAGAUCUCCAACAAAUGUUAAAUGAGCUGAACAAUUAA